UUGAGUCAUUUCGCAUAAUUUUAGUCUAUUUACAACAAAAGGCAACAUUCAAAGAUGUUCUCAAGGAGCUCACAGUUCGACAAGUAUUUAGAGAAAGCAACUAGUCAGCUAUUACUUGAGCCGGACUGGGAUUCAGUGUUACAGAUCUGUGAUGCCAUAAGACAGGGUGAUGUUACACCAAAGAAUGCAAUAGCUGGUAUCAAACGGAAGAUCACAGCAGACAAUCCUCAUGUGGCUCUUUUUGCACUGCAGGUGUUAGAAUCAUGUGUGAAGAACUGUGGAGGUGUAAUUCAUCAGGAAAUUGCCACAAAAGAGAUGAUGGAAUUCUUAAAGGAUCAAGUUAAGGCAAGGCAAGAUCCUGUCAAGGCAAAAAUCCUUGAGCUGAUACAAGUGUGGUCUCAUGCUUUUCGUAAUGAGCCUGUCUAUAAGGUUGUACAGGACACAUUCCACCUGAUGAAGAUGGAAGGUUACACCUUUCCCACCCUGAAGGAGGCAGAUGCCAUGUUCACUGCAGAAAAGGCUCCAGAGUGGAAGGAAGGAGAUGUGUGUAACCGUUGUAGGACUAAGUUUGGUACAUUCAACAGACAGCAUCACUGUAGAAACUGUGGAGAGGUAUUUUGUUCAAAAUGUUCCUCGAAAAACUCCAUCAUCCCUAAAUUUGGAAUUGAGCGAGAGGUUCGUGUCUGUGAUUCCUGUUUUGACAGCAUCAACAAACCCAGUGCAAAGAAAAGUGAGGGUGGGGAAGAUGAUCUACCAGCAGAGUACUUGGCAAGUCCCCUGUCUAAACAGCCACAGGUAGUUCCUCAGCAAAAGACUGAUCAAGAAAUACAGGAAGAAGAAGAACUACAGCUGGCCAUCGCUCUGUCUCAGAGUGAGCAUGAGAACAAGGAAAAGGAGAGGUCACGUCUGAGGAAAAACUACGGCCUGUACAGUGGCAGUACUAAUGACAGACCAGCAUCUCCAGCCUCUGAGCCAAAGGUCCAAACCACGACUGUGUCAGCACCUAUGAUAGACACAUCAGAUAUGGAUCCAGAACUUGCUCGCUAUUUGAAUCGUAAUUAUUGGCAACAGCGAUCAGAAGAAAAUAAAAAUCAAGCUCCCACUACCCAGCCCUCGGCCCCAGUGGUGGCUGCAGAACCUAAAACAUCAGGAGGAAAAAUCCUUGAGUCCUACCAGAAUGGAGAAUCAGAGGAUGACCAGGAACAGUUUCUACGAGCUCUUCAAAGUAGUUUGGAAAUCUUUGUGAACCGUAUGCGUAGCAAUUCUCAGCGCGGUCGUAGUAUUGCCAACGAUUCAUCAGUGCAGUCCUUGUUCACAGUCAUCAGUAAUAUGCAUCCCCAGUUGAUGAAGUAUACUCAAGAACAGGAGGAUCUCAGAGCUCACUAUGAGUCUCUCCAGGACAAAUUGGCUCAGCUUCGUGAUGCACGAGAGGCCCUGAAUGCCCUGAGGGAUGAGCAUCGUGAGAAGAAAAGACGCGAGAUGGAGGAACUGGAAAGACAGAGACAGAUCCAAAUGGCACACAAACUGGAAAUCAUGAGACAGAAAAAACAUGAGUAUCUAGAGAUGCAACGACAGCUGGCAUUACAGCGACUGCAGGAACAAGAAAGGGAAAUGCAGAUGAGAUUUGAGCAGCAAAAACAUCUUACUCAGAUGAGACAAUACCAGAAUUAUGGUUACCCCCAGGUCCCACAGCAGUAUGGCCAUGUGCCACAGGUAACAGGAAUGAUGCCACAAGGACCUGGCAUGAUGCAGCAAGGGAUGCCACCACUACAGCAAGGGAUGCCACCUGUUCAGAUGCAGACAGGGAUACCCCCAGGAGCCAGCCAAGCUUUCAGUCCUGGAGGAUCACUGGAUGGGUCCCCAGUGCACCAACUACAUCAACAGCCACAAAGCUAUGCCCCCCAGGGAGGCAUGGUCCCAGGUGGUGCUUCAAACAUGGGUGUGACCCCAGGAAGUAUGGCACAAGGACCUAUGGGUCAAGGUAGUAUGGGUGGAGCACCCAAUCAGAUGGUAUCUAGUCAGCAGCAGAUGUACACCCAGCCUGCUUCACAGCCGGGGUACAGCCAGGCUGGAGCCCCUUAUCAGGCAAUGGCCUCAACUCUACCAACAGCUAGUAUGUCGGGGACUUAUCAGGAUCCUAGCAUGACUGGACAAAACUACCAACAGCCUCUCCAGUACAACCCCACCUCUUCCCCUCCUAACAGUCUGCCAUCACAGGGAGGCAUGGUGGUGAACCAAGGAUACAAUGCACCUCCGGCCCAGAAUAUAGAUUACCAGGCAUUCAACAUGCAGGGCAUGGCUAGUGCAUUGCCUUCCCAGACUCAACAGCAGAUGUACAACCCACCACAGCAAUCACAAUAUGUGGGAGGAGCCCCAGCUCAUCAUCCACAGAGCCAGUACCAGCAGGGGGUUCAACCACCACAGAUGGCGCAAGGGGGUCAAGCUGCCCCUUCACAAGCACCCCCACCAGUGCAACAGGCAGAAGGAGAACUGAUCUCCUUUGAUUGAAUCAUGCAAAUUGUUCAGCUUUUGUUUACUUUCUUGUGCCAUUUGCUGGUACUCACGUCAAAAACAAACCAGUAAUUGGUUUUCUACUUUCAUUUUCUUUUCUUCACGCAGUUCAGACAGUAGGGAUGUGUUGUGAUGUGCAAGUACAAGCUUUAAAAGUCUAUUAUAAAGCUUAUUUUACAAUUUCUUGACAUUUUGCAUUGGAAAAUUUCUUGGCAGAACAUUUGAAACUUAUUAUUAUAGUGUUGUUUGCAUAUGUCAUACAUGUUUAAAGAAUUGAAGCAAAUAUAAUAUUUUUUAACAAGUAUUCAAUUGUAUUUAACACUAAACUACACUAAAACAAAAUACUGGCAUUAUUAUUUUAGAGCUUCAGUGUAACUGUUUCAGUGAUGCCUGAAACUAUUGAAUCAUGUAUGUUAACAACAACGAAUACUACCAACAUGAAAGUGCUCAUAUUAUAGGAACGGCUUACUUUUCUGUAUAGACCGUAAUGUUCUUGCUGUGAUUGGAAAUGUCUUGUCUGCUAUGAAUGUUUGUAACAGAAAUCACAUCUUAUUACUGAAUAAUCAUUUGACAUAAACUAUGGAAAUAAGGCUUAUUGGUGGAUGAAUGUAAUGCAUGUUACAGGAUUGUAUAUAUUUAAAGUAAAACUUUUUCAGGGCUUUAUAUUGAAUGAUUGUUAUAGAGCUCUACACUGCCUACUACAUUUGAUUUAAUAUGAUUUAGAUUUCACCAAUUAUUUUAAGAAAUUGAAUUCUGUUUCGAAUGAUAAUGAAUGUAAACUGUUACUUUCUUGCUUUUGAAAUACAGUAUACAUUAUUUUGUAAAUACCAGACAAAAUAUAACACACAAAAUAUAUUUCGAAUUGACUCAAGUUUGCUGUUUAGAUGUCAAACUUGUAUAAGGGUUUACUGCAAAAAAGGUCUUUUUUGAAAUAAUGAGGAUUUGAAUAUUGGACAAGGAUAUAAAUAAUGGUCAUGUGACUUGUAUUAAGUAAUUGCCAGAUUCUCAAAUAAGUUGCAUACAGGAAAAGAAAUAACCAUUUGGUAUUUUAAUCAGUCAAGUGUAUGAGUAUAUAUUUUUGUUUUGUCGAUCACAAUAUUGUGUUAUUUAAGUGCACAUGUUAUAAUUGUUAAUAAUAAAAGCAUUAUAAAUUAA
Molecule: messenger RNA, 3666 nt
Organism: Ylistrum balloti
Lineage: Eukaryota; Metazoa; Mollusca; Bivalvia; Pectinida; Pectinidae
Product: hepatocyte growth factor-regulated tyrosine kinase substrate-like
Exons: 16
Coding region: 55-2508 (817 amino acids)
Molecular function (GO): metal ion binding; phosphatidylinositol binding; ubiquitin binding
Source: RefSeq, a predicted model, not a curated record